AUGGUUCUUCUUGGGAGUAUCCUCUUAGAGGUAGCCUAUUUUCUGAUUGCUGCUUACUUAACAUUGCUGGCCUGGGCUACGUAUUAUCAUUUGUCUACAUCUGAAGUUCCUCCAGGAGUUUGCCAACCUCUAAAGGUGCGAUUUCUUCACAUCACGGUGGUCAUGGUCUUUGGCUUGGAUUACAUUUUCUGGAAAAUGGGUCUCUGCAAACGCUUUGCCAUAGUGCGGUUUAUCUUUGAUGGGAUUCCUCCGUCAGAUGACCCAACCUUGUCCAUUGAGAAUACAUUCUUCGAAGGCGUAUUUGUGAGGAUUUAUCAACCCAGAGAACCGUCGGCUGAUAAGAGGAGAGGAGUCAUGUACUUCCACGGAGGAAGUGGAAUCUUUGGGAGCGUUGAUUCUUUUGAAAGGCUGUGCCGCUAUAUUGCCAAGGAAAGUAACUCUGUGCUCGUAUCUGUUGGGUAUCGUCUUGCUCCCGAGAGCCCUUUCCCACAACAGUUGGAUGAAUGUCGUGAUGCCACUGUUCACUUUAUGAGGAAUUCGGAGAAUUAUGGGGUGGACCCGGCCCGUAUAAUCCUUUGUGGGGACAGUCUGGGAGGCACAGUGACCGCUUCCCUCUGCCAAGAGUUGAAAAGCAGAACUGAUCUGCCCAAAGUCCGAGCUCAGGUGCUGAUCAAUCCUUUUCUCCAAGCAUUGGACUACAGUUUACCUUCUUACCAGCAAAACUGCUUCUUUCCUCUUCCAAGUCGGACGGAUCAGUUGGCAUUCGGUUACCAAUAUGUGGGAAACACCGUAUCCCUUGUUGACAUAGCUAGUGCAGGAAAUUUAAUUCCUGAAAGCCUUCAAACAAAGUACCGCAAAUGGGUCAAUGCAGGUGAUGUCCCUCAGAAGUUCCGAAUUCGAAACCACAAGCCAGCCCAGCUUGCUUCUUCGAAAAAUAAUUUAUUCAACCUCAUCAACCUAACACUCGACAGAAAAAUUUCCCCACUUUUGGCUGAAGACUCCUUUUUGAAAGGACUUCCAGAAGCUUUCAUCUUAACUUGCGACUUGUCAGAUGACACCAUGUUACUGGCAGAAAAUUAUGACGUCUGGAAACGACUGUUCCUGAAAGUUACAGCAGGAUUACAGCUGAACAUCAACUUUGAAUUGAAAUUGUUGAAAAAGUUCUAUUCCUUGGCACCACCAUCAGUCAAAAGGAAGACUGCAACCAAGAGAUCUGAAGGAGACUGA
This is a messenger RNA of Sphaerodactylus townsendi, 1227 nucleotides long. RefSeq names its product arylacetamide deacetylase-like 4. NCBI's taxonomy places the organism in Eukaryota, Metazoa, Chordata, Lepidosauria, Squamata, Sphaerodactylidae. The record is from RefSeq and is a predicted model, not a curated record. Gene Ontology annotation, molecular function: hydrolase activity. The coding region runs from base 1 to 1227 and encodes 408 amino acids. The transcript is spliced from 5 exons.